This is a messenger RNA of Stegastes partitus (bicolor damselfish), 2041 nucleotides long. RefSeq names its product GRB2 related adaptor protein a (gene grapa). The transcript has 5 exons. The record is from RefSeq and is a predicted model, not a curated record. Gene Ontology annotation, molecular function: protein binding. The coding region runs from base 301 to 951 and encodes 216 amino acids. NCBI's taxonomy places the organism in Eukaryota, Metazoa, Chordata, Actinopteri, Pomacentridae.
GUCGUGUUUUUCCCCUCGCCGAGCUCACUCGCUCUCUCUCUCUCUCUCAUCCUCUGCUCCCUCACACACGCUCUGUUGCUCAGCGGACGGACGAGACCUCCUCCUUUCCGCUUCUGCUCUCCCUGUUUGUUUGUUUGUUUGUUUUUUUCCCACCACAUCGUCUUAUUUCAUCUGUUUCUUUGCCACAUUUCUCCCUCUUUUGCCCCCCCCCCCAGCCACCUGUGCCAGGGGCAUUAGUGGGGGUCCUGGCGUUUGUGUGAGUGUGUGUGUGUGAGUGUGUGUGUGUGGGGCUUCAGCAGCAUGGAAGCAGUGGCAUUGUAUACAUUUCGUGCCACGGAGGGCGAUGAACUCAGUUUCAACAAGGGAGACUUGCUCAAGAUCACGAACAUGGAGGAUGAUCCAAACUGGUACACAGCUGAGCUCCACAACAGGAAGGGCUUUGUGCCGAAAAACUACAUUAACCUGCGGCCACACGCCUGGUUCGCCGGUCGUAUAUCUCGUGGCGUGGCAGAAAGUCGACUCAGACACAGGGAGUGUGGAGCUUUUCUGGUCAGAGAGAGCGAGAGUGCACCCGGGGAGUUCUCCAUGUCCGUCAGCUACGGAGACCACGUUCAGCAUUUCAAGGUUCUGCAGGACCGCUGCGCUCAAUACUACGUGUGGGACGAGGUCUUCUCCUCCCUGAACGAGCUGGUGGAGUUCUACCAUAGCAACAGCAUCGCUAAGGAGAGGACGGUGUUUCUGAGAGACCCCGAGCACUUCGCCAGACGCCCCCACCACGCCCACGCUCUCUUUGACUUCACCCCCCACCAUCCGUCCCAGCUGCGCUUCCUGCGCGGCGACGUCAUCGAACUCAUCGACUGCUCCGAUUCGCUGCGCUGGAGGGGCCGUUGCCACGGACGCGUGGGCUACUUCCCUCCGGAGUACGUCCAGCCCGUCUACCACUGCCAGUGACCCACCGACAUGUGAAACAAACACACGGCCGUCCCUGCAGGUUCGUUGGCGAGCCGCCCCGACCGCACCCAGCAGACACACAAACACAUUAAUUUUUGGAGCGAGCGACCGAGCUGCCACCGAACUGCUCAUUAUGUAACGCCUGUUUCCCUGUGACGUCACCUCUCAGACAAACAUCAGCUGCUCGUCAGUCUCUUCCACCAGAUCCCGCUUCUCUUCAAACAUGUAAAAAAUAAAUGCAGACAUGGACCUACACACUGUGGCGAACUCUCACGUAGACACAGUGAAACACACAUAUACUCAUUUAUUAGAGCUUAUCAGCACCGGUGCAGACUAAACAGAAGUAACGCACACAAACACUAACGUGAUGGAAGGAGGGGAAAAUGAAGUGUGUGUGUGUGGCCCACGGGAGGUUGGGAAGGAAGGGCAGAGUUUUCUCUCCGCUGCAGAUUUGCUCCAGUAUUUUGUCGUCGUUCCCACGAGGAGAUCCGGUGAACUGAGCAGAGAGACACAGAAAGCCAUUGUGUGUUGUGAAUAUCUGGGCCAAACACUCGGAGGAUACUGACACAGCAGAUUCCUCUCUCACCAGGCUGCUGCAUGAGUGCGAGUGUGUGUGUGUGUGUGUGUGUGUGUGUGUGUGUAGAAUGUGAGUGUGGACGCAUGUAAACCUGUAAACUUUACAUGCAUGUAUGCAAGGUGUGUUGCUGAGAGCACGUCUGCAGGAAAUUAAAGACGCUUGUCGUGUGCUUGUAUGUUUGUGUGCAGCCCGGUUACUGUUACAGCGACCAGAGAGAUGAACACUGCCCAGACUUUUUGUUUUAAAAUGCUUUUAAAAAAAUGUAAUACGCUCAACUCCAUUUAUGGAACAUUUGUUUGUUUCUAUGUAUUUAUUCUUAUUCAUGUGUAAUCUUAAAAACAAAUACAUAUACAGCAAUUGAGAUGAAACAUUGUACAAAGGUUUUGUUGCAACAAAAUGUUGAAGAGAACCACAUUUUAUGUGAUUGAACAGUGAGAACAUGGACCGGUCUUCCUUAACCUGUAAUGACAAAUCAUUUCAAUAAAGUGAUACAUUUACCUCUUUGAACCUGAA